Molecule: messenger RNA, 1601 nt
Organism: Olea europaea var. sylvestris
Lineage: Eukaryota; Viridiplantae; Streptophyta; Magnoliopsida; Lamiales; Oleaceae
Product: methylsterol monooxygenase 2-2-like
Exons: 6
Coding region: 364-1320 (318 amino acids)
Biological process (GO): sterol biosynthetic process; 4-alpha-methyl-delta7-sterol oxidation
Molecular function (GO): iron ion binding; C-4 methylsterol oxidase activity
Source: RefSeq, a predicted model, not a curated record
GCGGAAUUUAUUGCGGUGGAAAACAUCUUACCUUCCACUACGCACUAAGUCCACCGGGGUAGCAAACCCAUUGGGUCGCAUCAGCUCGUGGAGGGUUUUCGUGCUCAAUUGAAAAUGAAGACGAGAUGGACCGGUCUAGGUGGCUCUCAAAUAUGGGUUCUUUUAAAAAUUAUAAAAAGCGUAAUAGAAAUUCCAACCUCUUUAACAGACCACGUGACAAAAAUUUAAACUGAUGUACCAGCAGUGUGUGCACACUUGGCUUUUUCCUAGGAGAAGUGCUGUCGGCGCCUAAUUGGUGCCGGGCCCUGUCUACGUAGCCAUGUCCAAGAAGAUUUAUUGUUUUCCUAUAACUAUAAGAAGUAGAUGUCAGUCACAGUCGGUGUCCAAAUCACGAAUUCUCAUUCCGUGUCCAUUCGCUUAAUUGCCAUGGCUUCUAUCGUAGAAUCUGCUUGGACGUAUCUUAUCACCCAUCGUAAUGACUUUGAAUUGGCAUGUAUUGGGAGUUUCUUGCUUCACGAAAGUGUCUUCUUCUUGUCGGGAUUUCCAUUUAUAUGCUUUGAAUGGGCAGGAUGGCUCAGCAAGUACAAAAUUCAGACUAAAAAUAACACCCCUGCAGAUCGGAAGAAAUGCAUCACUCAACUAGCCCUCUAUCAUCUUUGUGUCAAUUUACCAGUUAUGGUUUUAUCAUAUCCUAUCUUCAGAUACAUGGGGAUGCGAAGUACUCUUCCAUUACCAUCCUGGAAAAUUAUCUCAAUUCAGAUUUUAUUCUACUUUAUCCUGGAGGAUUUCGUUUUCUAUUGGGGACACAGGAUUUUGCAUACAAAAUGGCUUUACAAGCAUGUCCACAGUGUCCAUCAUGAAUAUGCAACACCAUUUGGACUGACUUCUGAAUAUGCUCACCCUGCUGAGAUAUUGUUUCUUGGAUUUGCUACUAUAAUUGGUCCUGCCAUCACUGGUCCCCACCUGAUUACGCUUUGGCUGUGGAUGGUACUUAGAGUCCUUGAGACGGUAGAGGCACAUUGUGGUUAUCAUUUCCCAUGGAGCCUCUCAAACUUCUUGCGUUUAUACGGAGGGUUUGUGCUGAUAUUAUCUUUUGUUCCUAAGAAAUCUGAGGUUUACUUUACCUGUAUGACUGAAAUUUCUUUGUGGUUGCACAGUGCUGAUUUUCAUGACUAUCAUCACCGACUGCUAUACACAAGGAGUGGCAACUACUCAUCCACUUUUGUUUACAUGGACUGGAUAUUCGGUACUGACAAGGGUUACAGAAAGUUGAAGACAUUGAAGAGUAAUGGAGAGGAGGAUGUUGUCAAAGAACCAUGAGAACUUAGGUGAGUUUGAGAGGAAGGUUUUUUGUCUUUUUGAGUCCAAUUGCUGUUGCUAAAUUGCUUAAUUCACUCACUAAACUUGGGACCAAUUUUAAACUAGAGAUCAUCUGAAAAAUGUGUUUUGUUUGACUGCUGCAAAAUUGUGGAAGUCGCAACAAAUACUUUGUGAUUUCAGAAUUCCAAUUUUGGUUUCAAAUAUUAUGUUUCUGUAACUUGUGUUACACAUAAAUAGAGUGCAUCUGUAUACUCUAUGCCACAUCAUUUGGGUUGGCCUAA